UCCGUAAUCCGUAUUUUUUGUUAUAAUCUUGUUAUUUACUCAAGUAAAUUAUAAUUUAUAAGUUACUGAUACAAUCAGAUUUCGAUGAUCGCAUGUUAAAAAAUGGACUGAAAACUGAAUGUUAUGUUCUUCGGAAUACAUUGUUUCUACAAAAAGACUUAGAGUCUCGCGCCGGUGUUGAAUUUAAAAAUGUUGAUCACGAAAUGAAUCGUUAUGGACGAGCAACAAUCUGUGUCCGAAAGCGUAGAGACGAGUUCAAUAUGUGAAGAAGAGAGGGCGAGGAAGCUGUUCCAAGCCUGUGAUGGCGAUGGCGAUGGUUACAUCGAUAGUCGAGAUCUGUUGACUAUUUGUCGUCAGUUAAAUUUAGAAGAUAGUGUCGAUGACUUGAUGAAAGAAUUGGGUGCUGAUAAAUCUGGUCGUAUAUCGUUUGAUGAGUUUGUUAGACGUCGUUUGGAAUUACGAACAGAAAUCGAUGCACUUCGUGUCCAUAUCUAUGACCCAUUACCUGAAUACUUGCCUACCAGUAGUGAUAAUAGUUUGGGAGCAUUAUCUGGUGGCAAACAUGAAAGCUGGGAAUUUGAUAGUGGUGCCAGAGACCUAAGUCCUGAACCAAAUUCUGUUCGUAUGCAAAAUCUACUACAAACGGGAGGAUCAGCUAACUCUGGAAAUUUACUACAUCUUGCUAAUAAAUUGCAUUUGGCUGCAUUGAAGUCAUUGAAAACUGAAAUAUCAGAUUUAACUAAGCAAUUGCAAUUGGCCAAUGAAAAAAAUGAUAUUCUUGAAACAUCUAUAAAUCAAAUCAAAGUUACAACAGAAAUUGAUAUAAAACAGAAAUACGAAGAAAGAAUAACUGAAUUGCAUUCAGUCAUUGCUGAAUUAGCCCGUAAGUUACAAGUUCAAAGAUCUCAGGUUAUUACUGAAGAAAUAGAAGAAAGCCAAUCAGAAAUUGAUGCUCAAAGUAUUGAAACAUCCUCAUUUAUUCAAGAAUCUAUUGUUUUAUCUAAAGAGGGUGACUGUGCAGCUUGUUCUGAUGAUCAUAAUAUACAUACUAAAUUGGCUUUAAAAGAAGAAGAAUUAGAGAAAACAAGACACAAUUUGAAAGAAGUAACUGAUGAAAAAGAAGAAUUAAUAUUAAAGUUACAGGAUACAGAAAGCAGUUUUUCAUCUGGUCCAAUGUCUCCAUCACGUUUAUUAAUGGAGACAUCUAAAUUAGCUGAAAAAGUAAAACUGCAAAAGCUUAUUGAAGACAGUGCAGAAGUCAACCUUGAAGGCACUAGUAUCUGUCAAAAGGCUAUAGCUGAACGUCUUGCAUCAGCUGCAAUUUCUGAUUGUAAUUUAUUAGAAUCUGGAGACAAAGAAGUUUUAAUGCGCCAAGUUGAACAAUUACAAACACGUUUAGACCAUGUACGCUCACAAAUGGCAGUUCUUGAGCUUAUGUUUGAACAAUCAGCUGCUCAAACUGAUAAGUUAUAUUUAAUAUUGGGAAAAUAUGAAUCAAACAUGAUUGCACUAAAAUUAGAAGUAGAGACAGGUGAAGAAAUAAUGAACUGUUAUUCAUCUUUAUUGUCCAUCUACGAUGGUUCAGCAAAUGAAGAAGAGAAAAUGAUGAAAGAUAAAAUCAUAGAGCUGUUACAUAAUUUAGAUGAAGAAAAGAAAAAAAUUGGAUCAACAGUAGUUGCUUUAGAAUCGUAUCAUUGUGAAGAAGAAACAAUUAAACCACGAAGUCGUAAUCAAGUAACUCGCAUUGAUUUAGAAAUGGCAGUUCUUGUACAAGAACUAAUGGGAAUACGAGAAGAAAAGAGUGAACUUCAAGAACGUUAUGCAGCAUUGCAAAAACAUAACUGCGAGUUAGAAAAACGUUUGGUCGAGUGCGAAGAACGGUCUAAAAUAGAUUUAGAUACAAUUCAAGCAUUAGAGCAGCAAUUAUCAUCUGAAGAUUUUGAUAGUAAUGCUAGUGUAAAUGUUAAACUACAGAAACAGCUAAAAGAUGUUACAACAGCAUAUCAACUUGCAAUAAGAAAUUCUGACACUAGACAUAAGCAAAAUAUUACAUUGAUUGAAAAACUCCGCAAUGAGAACACGACACUUGAACGGAGUUUGGAAAGGGCUAAACGCAAAUCUCAGUCACGUUUAAAGAAAUUGGAAUCUGAAAUCGAAAUUAUGGUCAGCACACACACUCUUCAGGUGAACAUUUUAAAAGAAAGAAUUGCUGUAUUGGAAUCAACCAUUAUGAAUAAUGAGAUCAGUAAAAAAAACGAAACUACUUUAUGAAUUUUAACAAACAGUUAAUUAGUUAUAAAUCAUAAAAUUAAAAUUUGUGCGAUAUUUUUUUUUUAUAUAUAUUAUAUCCUUAGCUUGAAAUUAAUAAGCAUUGCUAGGUUUUACUUCAGUUCCUUUGAAUAUAUACGACUUAAGUACAAUAUAGUAAGUAAUAUUAAGCCGUUAAAUACCUAAAUUAUAUGACUAUAUAUUAUGAAUAAUCCUAGACAUUUAUUAAGUUACAUUAUUUAUGUAGCUGUUACAUACUAAAUUUUAAUGUACUUAUUGUAUUUUUAUAACAUAUUAUUAACAAAACAAAUUAUAUAAUAAUAUAAAUCAAUUGUAGUAUGAAACGUCAACAAUCGAAAUAUUGAAAAGUAUGAAAUAUUGACAGUGACUAUCAUAAUUUAUAUAAAUCAAACUGUAGAUAAUUAUUAUUUUGUUAAUAAAAAAAAAAAAUUUUAUUUAAAGUAUUGUUAAAUGAAAAUUAUAAUUUUGGAAUUUUGUUUUCUGUUUUUAAAACAUAUUAAACAUUUUUAAUUAAAUAAUUUCAUAAUGUAUAAUAAUAAUAUUAUCGAUUGUAUCAUGGUUUACAAAGAAAAAAUGAUGUAUGUUUUUAUAAGUAUUUUUAAUUUUAAUUAUUUUAAUAGAUGAUUAGUUUUACUACAAAUAAUUAGUCACAAUACAUUUUAAUUUAUCAAUAUUUAUUUUAGUUUGUCAAUAUUUCAUUAUUUUCAAUGUUUUCAUAAUUGGCAUUUUUACUGUCUUGCUUUUUGACUGGCUUCCAUACAUACCUAGUGCAAUUUAUCAUGAUAGUAUGACUAUCAAAUAUAUUUGAUACUCAAAUUUUUUUUAUGUGUUUUUUCAACAUAGUUAAUAAUUUUGAUGUAGGCAAAAUGCUUUAUUUUAUAAUACACAUUUUUUAUACUUUUUUUACAUGAAAUAUAAAAUUGUGAAAAAAUAA
This is a messenger RNA of Rhopalosiphum padi (bird cherry-oat aphid), 3223 nucleotides long. Its product is annotated as colorectal mutant cancer protein. The record is from RefSeq and is a predicted model, not a curated record. Bases 214 to 2271 code for a protein of 685 amino acids. The transcript is spliced from 13 exons. Lineage: Eukaryota; Metazoa; Arthropoda; Insecta; Hemiptera; Aphididae. Gene Ontology annotation, molecular function: calcium ion binding.